GGGAGUCAGAGGACUGAAACUGCCAGUGACCCAGCCCCGUAGAAAAAGAAAAACUCAGUGAGAAGAUCCUUAAUGAGGAGCAGAGAGUGGGUCUGAGAAGUUCUUGCGAUCUGUUGGCUCACAAGGGCAUGGGGCUUUCCCUCACUGCAUCCUAAGACACCAGAGCAGAGAGUGAGUCUCCCUUUGUGACCAGAAGCCAUGGAUUCCACCUUUUCUUUUGGGGUGAUCCUUGCUACCUUGGCCUGCCUCAUCAUCGCAACCAACGCACUGGUGGCUGUGGCAGUGUUUCUGCUGAUCCAUAAGACUGACAGCAUAAGCCUCUGCUUCACCUUGAAUCUGGCUGUGGCUGACACCCUCAUCGGCGUGUCCAUCUCCGGCCUCAUCAAUGACCAGCUCUCCGGUCCACCCCAUUCAACACAGAGGGCCCUGUGCAGCCUUCGUAUGGCCUUCGUCACCUCUUCCUCGGCAGCCUCAGUCCUCACCGUGAUGCUGAUUGCCUUUGACAGGUACCUGGCCAUCAAGAGGCCCUUCCGCUACUUCCGGAUCAUGAGCGGGCCGCUGGCUGGGACCUGCGUGGCUGGGCUCUGGUUGGUGUCCUACAUCAUUGGCUUCCUCCCAGUGUGGGUGCCCUUCUUCCAGCAGGGCACAUACCAAGGCCCUUGCAGCUUCUUUGCCGUGUUCCAUCCCCGUUUCAUCCUGACGCUGUCCUGUGGGGGGUUCUUCCCGGCCCUGCUGCUCUUUGUCUUCUUCUACUGUGACAUGUUCAAGAUUGCCUCCCUGCACACCGAGCAGAUCCGCAAGAUAGAGCAUGCAGGAGCCCCAGAAGGCCAUUGUCCUUCCCCCAGGGUUGCUGGGGACCUCAAGGCCCUCCGAACUGUGGCUGUACUCAUUGGGAGCUUCACACUGUCCUGGGCCCCGUUCCUCGUCACUGGAAUUGUGCAGGCUGUCUGCCAGGAAUGCCAGCUCUACAAGUACCUGUGGCUGCUUGGUGUGGGCAACUCUCUCCUCAAUCCGCUCAUCUAUGCCUACUGGCAGAAAGACGUGAGGACACAGCUCUACCAGAUGGCUGUGGGAAUGAAAAAGAAAUUUGUUCUGCUUUUCUUCCUCAUCUUCCCCCAGGAUCCUGGUCCAGGGGAACCCAGGGAAAGUUCCUGCCAUAUCGUCACCAUCUCCCAUGCCCACCUGUAGGGCUGAGACGGUAAGGGCAGAGAAGCUUGCAAAUAUCCCUGGGGUCAAGUUCUGGCUCUGCCAUUUCCUCACUCUGUGCCCUCAAGCAGGUCCCCUUCCCCCCUCUGAGAACACGGCAGAUGAUUUCUUGGGCUCCUUCCACCUUUGACAUCCUAUGACUCCCUGUACGUCUUAAGGUCCCUCUCCAGGUCUAACCUCCUGUGAUUCUGUAAAACACUCUUCCUUCCCUCCUCCCCUGGCCCUUGAACUGGAAAGGCCAGAAGCUAUAUCCACUCAAGCCGGGGAAAGAAACCCCACUGUCAGUAUCUUCAGUCUAGCUGAGGCAGGGUCCCCCGACCUCUGCCCCUCCAAAUCCCCCCAUUGGGAAAAAAAGCCUCCUGUCCCCUAAGCCAUCAGUUGGGAUAAGUCAGUUUCUCCUCCUGUCUAGGGAGAGUGUCUGAUCAUUCUGUGCCCCUGGAAAGUUGGGUAUAAAUCAAAUGUUACUUCAAAGGAUCCUUGUAUGGAACAAGGAUCACCCUGGGUUUAUCUUCCCAAUUGAUAUUUUCAUAUUGUGGAUUUGUAUUUGUAUAAGAAUAUUUGUACCAGCAACCUAUCCCCAGGUUUCUCCCAAGUACUGUGCCCAACCUCGUGGUAUUCAGAAAAGUGUCUCCUUGGGGCAAACUUGAUUCCCCCAAGCGUUUGUCCCCUUUCCCAUUUCUGUCUCUUUCCUCUGUGACUAAGGAGCAGGUACCUGAGAUGUUUCCUGCCUGCUUCCCACCCACAUCAGCGAUAUGUAGCUGGUGGGUCCUCAAUAAAUGCUUGUUACC
Molecule: messenger RNA, 1994 nt
Organism: Vombatus ursinus (common wombat)
Lineage: Eukaryota; Metazoa; Chordata; Mammalia; Diprotodontia; Vombatidae
Gene: GPR119
Product: G protein-coupled receptor 119
Exons: 1
Coding region: 199-1188 (329 amino acids)
Biological process (GO): regulation of metabolic process; adenylate cyclase-activating G protein-coupled receptor signaling pathway
Cellular component (GO): membrane
Molecular function (GO): G protein-coupled receptor activity; phosphatidylcholine binding
Source: RefSeq, a predicted model, not a curated record